AUGAAGUUGACACCAAUUUUAUUAUUUUUGCAAAUCUCCAUCUCAAAGGCAAGACCCUUUGGUAAUGGAGGAUUUUCAAAGGCUUCAAAAGAAAUUGGCUAUAGUGAAGACCCAUGGAAUUAUACUGUUGUAUCACCAGAUGAUAUGUUAGAUGACGAUUACAGUAAUCCUGGGAAUGGAAUGUUCAUAGCUGCAAGUCAAUUGGAAGAACUCAAGAAGCAAGAUCAACCAGAUUCAAUGGAAAGGAUACAAGCAGUUUUCAACACCCUCAUUGAUGAUGGGCACGGUACUUCUGAGAUCAAGUUUGAUUCUAUCUAUGAAGGCCCAUAUGGUGGUAGUGUUUUUGGAAUCACAGACGGAAGUACAGCUUUAUAA
This is a messenger RNA of Melampsora larici-populina 98AG31, 375 nucleotides long. RefSeq lists its product as uncharacterized. Lineage: Eukaryota; Fungi; Basidiomycota; Pucciniomycetes; Pucciniales; Melampsoraceae. The transcript has 5 exons. The coding region runs from base 1 to 375 and encodes 124 amino acids. The record is from RefSeq and is a predicted model, not a curated record.